CCGGCUCGGGACGAGGCCGCAGCGGCGGCUCCGCGGGGCUGGGCCAUGGAGAGCCCCGGCGGCAGCGGCUCCCUGAGGGGCGACAUCGGUUUCUGGGCGGACCGGACGCCGGUGCACGAGGCCGCGCGGCGCGGGGAGAUCGCGCAGCUGCGGCGGCUGAUCGAGAGCGGGGCCUGCGUCAACGCCGUCACCUACGACUCCAUCACGCCCCUGCACGAGGCCAGCCUGCGCGGGCAGGCCCAGUGCGUGCGGCUGCUGCUGGAGGCGGGGGCGCAGGUGGACGCGCACAUCGACGGCAGCACGCCGCUGUGCGACGCCUGCGCCUCGGGCAGCGUCGAGUGCGUGCGGGUGCUGCUGUCGCACGGCGCCAAGGUGAACCCGCCGCUGUACACGGCCUCGCCCCUGCACGAGGCCUGCAUGAACGGCAGCCCCGAGUGCGUGCAGCUCCUGAUCGACGUGGGGGCCAACCUGGAGGCGCACGACUGCCACUUCGGGACCCCCCUGCACGUGGCCUGUGCCCGCGAGCACCUGGACUGCGCCAAGCUGCUGCUGCAGGCGGGAGCCAAUGUGAACGCGGCCAAGCUGCACGAGACGGCGCUGCACCACGCGGCCAAGGUGAGGAACGUGGACCUGGUGGAGCUGCUGGUGGAGUUUGGGGGCAACAUCUACGCCCGGGACAACCGGGGCAAGAAACCCUCGGACUACACCUGGAGCAGCAGCCCCGCGGCCAAGUGCUUCGAGUUCUACGAGAAGACGCCGCUGAGCCUGCUGCAGCUGUGCCGGGUGUCGGUGCGCAGAGCCGCCGGCCGCCGGGGCCUGCACCAGAUCUCCAAGCUGCAGAUCCCCCCUCGGCUCAUCCGGUACCUGUCCUACAACUGACAGAGCCAGGAAACCGGGAAACCCCGGGAAAACCCCGGGAAAACCCCGGGAAAACCCCAGGACAAACCCCGGACAAACCCGGGACAAACCCCACGGCCUCGGAGGAAUUCUCCUGCUCUUCUACCUCCCCCCCAAUUAAUCCCCGCGUUAAU
Messenger RNA from Melozone crissalis (California towhee), 1031 nucleotides. RefSeq names its product ankyrin repeat and SOCS box containing 13 (gene ASB13). Gene Ontology annotation, biological process: protein ubiquitination; intracellular signal transduction; positive regulation of protein catabolic process. NCBI's taxonomy places the organism in Eukaryota, Metazoa, Chordata, Aves, Passeriformes, Passerellidae. Gene Ontology annotation, molecular function: protein binding. The record is from RefSeq and is a predicted model, not a curated record.